UUAGCAAACACUCCUCACAAGCAAAAGCACUUCUACCUUUCUUCACUCAUUAAUGGAUCGGCUUUCAGCAGCUUUCUCUUCCGGAGGUUACGGGGACAAAGACCAGGAAGAUCAGUACGGUGGCGAGAGAAAAUCCGCGACGGAGGGUCGCCACGGGUCUGGAGGUUACGGGGACAAAGACCAGGAAGAUCAGUACGGUGGCGAGAGAAAAUCCGCGACGGAGGGUCGCCACGGGUCUGGAGGUUACGGGGACAAAGACCAGGAAGAUCAGUAUGGCGGCGAGAGAAAGUCCGCCACGGAGGGUCUCCACGGGAAGCCGGGACGUGCGGCACCGACGACGAGUGAGCUGAUGUCGAGUGCAAAGAUUGUGGCGGAAGCAGCCAAAUCUUCAAUGAACAAAGGGGGCGACGAAAAUAUCGACAGAGCUAGGGUUUCCGAGGCUGCUAGUAACAUCUUAAGCGGUGCCGCACACUAUGGCAAGCUGGACGAGAAAGAAGGACUUGGGAGUUAUGUUGGUAAGGCCGAGGAUAUGCUCCGCAAGUACGGCAGCGGCGGUGACGGUGGAAGCGGCGGAGGAGGAAGUCACAACUCUUCUGAGUCUUAUAAGUCUAGCGUGGGGAAGGAGAGAAGAGACGAUGAUGAGAACUAUCCGGUGAGCGGAGAGCAUGAGACUAGGAAAAAGGAGGAUGAGGAGGAGGAGGGUGGAUCAGGUGGGGUUGGGGGUUACCUUAAGGUGGCUCAGGGUUUCUUGAAGAAGUGAUGAUCGUCAUAAUUAAUCACUAAUUAAGUAACGUUAAUUAUGCUUAUUCCUCUGGAACUUUCACUUAAUUUGGCUUAAGUUGUUUACUUAAUUAUGAUGUUAGAUAAAGUUUGUUUUUCUGCAUUUGGUUUGGGGUGUGCUGUUUCGGACCCAGUCCUUAUAUGUAUCAGUCCUUAUAUGUAUCAGUGUAUGUAUUUCUUUCCCAAAAUUGUAGUAACUGUGUUUGUGUGU
Molecule: messenger RNA, 991 nt
Organism: Pyrus x bretschneideri (Chinese white pear)
Lineage: Eukaryota; Viridiplantae; Streptophyta; Magnoliopsida; Rosales; Rosaceae
Product: nodulin-related protein 2-like
Exons: 2
Coding region: 53-760 (235 amino acids)
Biological process (GO): response to heat; regulation of abscisic acid biosynthetic process
Source: RefSeq, a predicted model, not a curated record